AUGUUCCGACUCAUCUUCACGGCAACAGCCGUCCUCACCGGUUCCUCGGUUGUCUAUUUCUACAUUUUCCACAAAAAGCUAUCCGCACGCAUCCAGCACAGAUCACACUGCGGGAAGCUCGCGGCAUCAGCAAAACCGUGUGAAAUUGAGUCGAUUCCAGAUGCCGUCUUCACAGAUAAAUACUUUACUCUCUAUGAUUGGUCUUCAAAAUCAGUGCCGCGCUACCUGAUGCCCGGUUGCACAACGACAGAGGAGCUCUUCACCAAGCUAGUCCGCCGCAAUAUGACGGUUUUUACGCAUUUCCCGCAGGCGCUGAUGAUCCGAGUUGGCUGCACCACUGCAGAAGAGAUACAUAGCUUUAAGACGUCACAUAUCUCUUCUCUGGAUUUCGAUAAGGGGGAUCUUGUCUGUGGUGUGUACCGAGUUAUCGCGCGGAGCAAGAAUAAGGUGGAGUUUGAAAUGACGAUGAAGAAUAUGGAGUUUGUUAACGGAAGACUUGCUCUAAGCUUCAAGGAGAAGGGCGGCGAUGUGAUUUUCUCCAGUGAAACCGUCAUGUGGCGAAGGGCGGAUGAGUCGAGGACUAUGCCGCUUGAGAAAUGUGUUGUGCGCUUCAUGCACGAGACGGCGGCGUGGUGGUUGAUAGAUUCGGGGACAAAGUAUCUGAUGGAUCUGGAGGUCUGA
Penicillium atrosanguineum is the source of this 681-nucleotide messenger RNA. RefSeq lists its product as uncharacterized. The record is from RefSeq and is a predicted model, not a curated record. Bases 1 to 681 code for a protein of 226 amino acids. The transcript has a single exon. Lineage: Eukaryota; Fungi; Ascomycota; Eurotiomycetes; Eurotiales; Aspergillaceae.